Closterium sp. Naga37s-1 is the source of this 3546-nucleotide messenger RNA. NCBI's taxonomy places the organism in Eukaryota, Viridiplantae, Streptophyta, Zygnematophyceae, Desmidiales, Closteriaceae. The record is from the annotation of a GenBank genome assembly.
AUGGCUUCGCAUUUGCUCGCUUCUGCGUGCGCUGAUCUCCGCGCGGGUCCUGCCGCUUCUCUCCGACCAUCAGCCCCAAACGCUACUUAUUCCCUCUCCUCUAAGCCCGUGAAUCAGCGUCGCCGCGCCAGCUUCGAUGGCGUUAACAAUAGCAGCGCGAGCAAGAAUAGCAGCUUCUAUAAGGGAGCAUCUAGAAUGUCGCUCACACUGCCUUCUCAGGCCGUCCCAGAGGCCGCUCCGAGCGUUCCCGCUGCUCCUAGCACCCCUGUCUGCCUGCAAUCCCCGUCUCCCGCGAACUCUUCGAAUCGUUCCGCCGGCCCUAAGUCGGCAGGAGCGAAGGCAGGUAGAUCUGGAACGGCGACAUCUGCGCUUGGAGGCAUGGGGGGAAUGCUUGGGGGAUUGUUCGGCGGAGGAGACCCCGCGGAGAAGACACGUCAGCAGUACGCGGACCGCGUGGUGGAGGUGAAUAAGCUGGAGCCGGUGAUGCAGAAGAUGACGGACGACCAGCUGCGCGCCAUGACCGUUGACCUCAAGAAACGCGUCGCGGCGGGCGAAUCACUGGACAGCGCUCUGCCUGAGGCGUUUGCCGUGGUGCGCGAAGCUUCCAAACGCGUUCUCGGCCUCCGCCCUUUCGACGUGCAGCUCAUUGGCGGCAUGGUGCUGCACAGGGGGCAGAUAGCGGAGAUGCGGACGGGGGAGGGCAAGACGCUGGUGGCGGUGCUGCCGGCGUACCUGAACGCGCUCACAGGCAGGGGCGUGCACGUCGUCACAGUCAACGACUACCUCGCCCGGCGCGACGCCGAGUGGGUGGGGCAGGUGCACAAGUUCCUGGGCCUCUCCGUCGGCCUCAUUCAGCAGGGCAUGGACGCGCAGCAGAGGAGGGAGAGCUAUGCUUGUGAUGUGACGUAUGUGACCAACAGCGAGCUGGGCUUCGACUUUCUUCGCCACAACCUCGCCACUACCAAGGACGAGUUGGUCCUCCCGGACUUCCACUACUGUGUGAUCGACGAGGUCGACUCCAUCCUCAUCGACGAGGCGCGCACGCCGCUCAUCAUCUCGGGGCCGGCAGAGAAGCCCAGCGAGCGCUACUACAAGGCGGCCAAGCUGGCUAAUGCCUUCGUGCGCGACGUGCAUUACACAGUGGACGAGAAGCAGAAGGCGGUGCUUCUCACGGAAGAGGGCUACGAGGAAGCAGAGACGCUGCUGGGAGUGAGCGACCUGUACGACCCGCGGGAGCAGUGGGCGUCGUACGUGAUCAAUGCCAUCAAGGCCAAGGUGCUGUUCCUGAGGGACGUUCAGUACAUUGUCAAGGCCGGAGGGAUUCUGAUCGUUGAUGAGUUCACCGGGCGAAUCAUGGAGGGUCGGCGGUGGAGUGAGGGGCUGCACCAGGCAGUGGAGGCGAAGGAGGGUCUCACCAUUCAGAACGAGACGGUCACGCUCGCCUCCAUCAGUUACCAGAACUUCUUCCUGCAGUACCCGAAGCUGUGCGGCAUGACUGGCACAGCGGCCACAGAGGCAGCCGAGUUCACGAGCAUCUACAAGCUCACCGUCACUGAGAUCCCCACCAACCGCCCCGCUGGCCACAAGGACGAGUCAGACGUGGUGUUCCGGGCGGCGGACGGCAAGUGGCGGGCGGUGGUGGUGGAGGUGGCACGUAUGAACAAAAUGGGCCGCCCGGUGCUGGUGGGCACGACCAGUGUGGAGCUGAGUGAGGGGCUGUCGGCGCGGCUCAGGGAGGCGGGGGUGAAGCACCAGGUGCUCAACGCCAAGCCCGAGAAUGUGGAGAGGGAAGCAGAGAUCGUCGCACAGAGCGGCCGCCUUGGAGGUGUGACCAUUGCAACGAACAUGGCGGGGCGAGGAACGGACAUUCUGCUGGGAGGCAAUGCGGAGUUCAUGGCCCGCCUCAAGCUCAGGGAGAUGCUCAUGCCCAGGCACGGGACGAUUCUCAUGCCCAGGUGGGUGCUGGUGGUGACUGGGGUAGAUGGUGAUGGGGGAGAUUGCAUUCGAGGACAGAGGAAGAUCCCUGUGAAGAAGACCUGGCCGGUCAACCCGGAGCUCUAUCCCUGCCAGCUGUCGGACGCCACGUCAGCGCUGCUGACGUCAGCCGUGGAGGCAGCAGUGGCGUCGUUGGGCGCCAACUCGCUGCCGGCUCUGGAGGCCGAGGACAGGCUGGCAUUCGCGUGCGAAAAGGGUCCCACGAGCGACCCAGUGAUUGCGGCUCUAAGAACCGCCUUUCAAGCGAUGGACGAUGAGUACAGGGUGUUCACGGAGGCGGAGAAGCAGAAGGUCAUCGCUGCUGGCGGGCUGCAUGUCGUUGGCACAGAGAGGCACGAGUCGCGGCGCAUUGACAACCAGUUGCGGGGACGGUCAGGCCGGCAGGGCGACCCUGGCAGUUCGCGUUUCUUCCUGUCCCUUGAGGACAACAUCUUCCGCAUCUUCGGGGGCGACCGUAUCCAGGGUCUGAUGAAGGCGUUCCGCGUGGAGGACAUGCCGAUUGAGUCCAAGAUGCUCACCAAGGCGCUGGACGAGGCGCAGAGGAAGGUGGAAAACUACUUCUUUGAUAUCCGCAAGCAGCUGUUCGAAUACGACCAGGUGCUGAACAGCCAGCGUGACCGCGUAUACGCGGAGAGGAGGAGGGCGCUGGUGGCGGAGAGUCUGGAGGGGGCAAUGAUAGAGUAUGCCGAGCUCACCAUGGAUGAUAUUCUUGAGGCCAACAUCGACGCCACGAAGCCCAAGGAGGAGUGGAAUCUGGAGGCGCUGGCAGCCAAGGUCAAGCAGUACUGCUACCUGCUCGCCGACCUCUCUCCAGAGUCCCUCGCUCCCCACGCCGACUCCAUUGACAGCCUGCGGGAGUACCUGAGGAAGCGCGGCCGGGAGGUGUACUACCAGAAGAGGGAGGAGGUGGAGAAAAUCGUCCCAGGGCUGAUGAAAGACGCGGAGCGCUACUUUGUGCUGUCCCAGACGGACAACCUGUGGAAGGAGCACCUGCAGGCACUCAAGUUUGCGCAGCAGGCGGUGGGGCUGCGCGGGUACGCACAGUACAAGCUGGAGGGGUACAACCUCUUCCUCUCCAUGAUGGCCCAGAUCCGCCGCAACGUUAUCUACUCGGUCUACCAGUUCAAGCCUGUUAUGGCGAAGCAACCUGAUUUGGUCAACGUGGCCAAUGCUGGUGCAGCUGCUGCAGCAGUCCCUGCUGCCACUGAGGCAUCCCAAGCAUCCCAGUCCACAGGAGCAGCUGCAACAGCAGCAGCAGCAGCAGCAGCAGCAGCAGCAGCAGGAGCAACAGCAGUAGCAGCAGCAUCAGAAGGGAAAACGGAAGCAGCAGAAGAAGCUAACACCGAAGAAGAGGGUGGGGUUGAAGCUGCAACAAAUGCAGGCGCAGGGCCCACAGGAGGGAGGGGUGGGCGGAGGGGCGGACAGAAGGGCCCUGUCGCUGGAGCGCUCACAUUCUCGUCAUGGUGCGCCGCGAUCGUAGUAACAGCGGCCGCACUCCAGCGGAUACACAGCUCUACCAUGUCAGACGACAUGGAUGGCUUCUCCCACUGA